Messenger RNA from Ochlerotatus camptorhynchus, 1554 nucleotides. Its product is annotated as D-2-hydroxyglutarate dehydrogenase, mitochondrial-like. The record is from RefSeq and is a predicted model, not a curated record. Gene Ontology annotation, molecular function: FAD binding; catalytic activity. NCBI's taxonomy places the organism in Eukaryota, Metazoa, Arthropoda, Insecta, Diptera, Culicidae. Gene Ontology annotation, cellular component: mitochondrion. The transcript is spliced from 4 exons. The coding region runs from base 20 to 1528 and encodes 502 amino acids.
UCUACGCAGAUAUUUCGUGAUGCUGAAUAUUGUCAGAAGAAGAACAUCACAAUUCAUAAAUUGUGCCAUUAAGCAGUUUGGUACAGUCAGCAAUGAGGUUCCACUUUCAAAGGACCGUUACCAGGUUAAACGAAAUCCCUACGCCACCGUUGCGGAUUCAGAUCUUACACAUUUCGAAGACAUCCUGCCCAACCCCAACCAAAUCUUGCUGGGCCUUGACGAAACCGCUGGAUACAACCGUGACUACUUCAAGUAUGUCCGUGGACUUGGCGAGGUCGUCCUUAGGCCCCGAAACACCUCACAGGUGAGCGCCAUAUUACGCCAUUGUAACCGCAGAAAGUUGGCCGUUUCGGUUUUCGGUGGCAACACGGGUGUUUGCGGGGGAUCGAUUCCCGUGUUUGACGAAAUCGUCCUCUCGCUGGAACGGAUGAACGAAAUUGAAUCGAUUGACGAGUACUCUGGAAUUUUGGAAUGCGAGGCGGGAUGUGUAUUGGGGAAGUUGGAAGAGAAACUCAACGAGAAAGGAAUGACCAUGCCACUUGAUUUGGGAUCGAAGAAUUCUUGCCAGAUUGGAGGCAAUCUUGCGACCAAUGCUGGCGGUAUUCGGUUGAUGCGGUACGGAAAUCUUCACGGUUCGGUUUUAGGAUUGGAAGCGGUGAAGGCAGAUGGCACGGUGGUGGAUUUGAUGUCCCGAUUCAAGAAGGAUAACACGGGAUAUCAUCUCAAACAUAUGUUCAUCGGGUCCGAAGGGACUUUGGGAGUUAUAACGCGAGUCGCCAUCGCAUGCCCAACGGCUCCGACUACACAAAAUGUAAUGUUUUUGGGUGUUGCAAACUACGGUUCGGUGUUGCGCACGUUCCUUGAGUGUAAGAAACGUCUUGGGGAGAUACUGACCUCCUGCGAACUGAUAGAUUCGGAUGGGUUUGAUUGCUGUAUUCAGCAUUUGAAGAGGCCAUCUCCCAUUGGGGAGUUUCCGUUUUACAUGCUAAUCGAAACAACGGGUAGCAAUAGCAGCCACGAUGAGGAGAAGGUUCAGGAUUUUUUGGAACAUGCGCUGUCAACUGGAACCGUUGGCGAUGGAGUUGUCACGAAUGAGCCAUCGAAAAUGGAGGAUCUCUGGCAACUGAGGGAACGAAUCCCCGACGGGACAUUCAGUAAUAACUUCUGCCUCACCUACGAUUUGUCGCUGCCGUUGGGAAACUUUUACGACAUCGUACCGGCAAUGAAGCAACGUGUCGGGCAUUUGGUGAAACUGGUCUGCGGUUUUGGACACAUAGGUGACUCCAACAUUCAUCUCAACAUUGCUGGAGACGAACUGACGCCGGAAAUUCAACAACUAAUCGAUCCAUUUGUAUACGAAUUUACAUCAAAACUCAAAGGAAGCGUUAGUGCCGAGCAUGGGAUUGGCCUUCUAAAGCCCAAAUAUUUGAAAUAUUCAAAAACGGCGGAAGCGAUUAUGCUCAUGCAGCGACUGAAAGCUAUUAUGGAUCCCAACGGUAUUCUUAAUCCCUACAAAGUUAUUCGCUAGGUAGUGCAUUCAGUAUGUAAAAAAAA